This is a messenger RNA of Rotaria socialis, 1974 nucleotides long. The record is from the annotation of a GenBank genome assembly. Lineage: Eukaryota; Metazoa; Rotifera; Eurotatoria; Philodinida; Philodinidae.
AUGGCUGCAUCAUCAUCAUCGAAUAAACAACAUUUGCUGAUUGAGUAUACACCAAAGGAAAUUGAGCCUAAUGUCCAAAAUUUAAACGAUGUCGAGUUCAUCUAUUUGCAUUCUAAUCAUUCUGAAACACAAGAAAAUAAUGUUGACUCUAUCGGUCAAAUCUCAAUGGUACUUCAGAAGAUGGAACACCAAGUUAAAGAAUUUAGUGAUAUCGAGCAGUGCUUGGAUUAUAUACGUGAGCGACCUAAUUCUAAGUUUUAUCUCAACGUGUCUAAUGAUCUGGAUGAAGAUAAAAUGUCGACUCUCAAGGAAUAUUCUCAAAUUCGUUCUAUAUUUCAGUUCACGGUUUCAUCUCGACGAACUCAACCAGAAGAUAAACUAGCUGAUUAUCAAUUGUCAAACCCCUUGAUCACUGAAAUGUCUAGCUCGUGCCAUAAACUAAUGGAUUCUUCUAUAUUGUCCAAUAUCGAAUUCACAGCUGUAGAAAAGUUACCAUCACAUGAUUUUAUUAUUGACAGUCGUUUCUUAAUUCAGUAUCGAAUAACAAUAGAAAUUUUACUUCGUAUUCCAAUUACUCCAGAAAGUAAAACGGAUUUUACCGAUUGGUGUCGUGAAAACUAUUCUACAAAUUCAAAAGACAUAGAAGCUAUCGAACUGUUCGAUUCUAAAUUCAAAGUUGGUCAAGCAAUUCUGUGGUAUACGAAGCAAUCAUUUGUCAGUCGCAUAUUAAAUCGAACUUUUGCUAAUGAUGACAUUCGAUUAAUAUUUAAAAUUCGCUAUUUCAUAUUUCAUCUCUACAGUGAAUUAAAAACACUGUAUGAACGAUUUUUCGAGAUUUUAAAUACUCAAAUUACUGUAUAUCGUGGUAAACAGAUGCCUGCCGAUGAGUUUCAAACAUUGGAGGCAAGCAUUAAUAAGCUUGUCAUUACAAAAUGUUUCUUAUCAACAUCGUUAAAUAGAGAAGUGGCUCUAUUAUUUUCUGGAAGGGAAGAGGUACCAACAGGUUAUGUUGCAGUUAUAUUUCGUAUGAUUAUUGACAAGACUAUCAAUAGGAUUAAACCGUUUGCAUUUAUUCGACUUGAAAGUGCUAUGGCAGAUGAAGAUGAAUUCCUGCUUGGCAUUGGCAUAAUAUUUCGAAUUCAAGAUAUCAUUCAGAUCACGGAAAACACGUUCGAAAUUGUAUUAGUCUACACUAGUGAACAGGAGAAAAUUGAAGAAGAGAUGAUUCGUUCGAAAACUAGCUAUUUAGAACAAGCCCAACAUAUUCAAUCAAUUGAUGAUUUUGAUUGUGUUAUCUCUGACGUUAUAAACUCGCUAAACGAACCGAAGAUAGCAUCGUUGUCUGCAAUUCAAGAUGAUGGACGCAAUAAUCUAUCAAUCGAAUCUUCAUCGGGACCCAAACCACAACAGCAAACGAUACAACUUGAAAACAAACGUCACGCUGAAAUCCGUCCAUCCUUCGCAACAUAUUCGUUAGUAAAUGUGAAACGUUUAUGGUUAGAUGUGAAUAGACUUCGGUCUUUUAAUUAUGGCAGUCCUGAAUCUCGUAUUUUUAUACUUGAUUCGUCACCUUUUGAUGAGGACGAGGAGUCUGAUCUACCAGUCCAAUGUCACAUCAUCGGUCGAAUAUUUCCAAGCUCGCAUAUCUAUAAUAAAGUAGCUUAUCAAAUUCGAAUAGACGUACCUCAAUGCUAUCCAUUUGAGCCUCCAAGUGUGUACAUUCUUGCGCCAAUAUACCAUCCAAAUGUGUGUAGAAAUGGUAAAAUCUCAUUAACUAUAUUGGAAAAUCGUGGCAACUGGUUAUAUACCUUCAACCUAGUAGACGUCAUUCAUUGGACAGUGGAUCUUAUUGAUAAUCCUUGUUCAGAUUUUGUAGUAAAUCCUGAAGCUGGAGUUUUAUAUGAUCAUAACAGAGAUGAGUUCAAUCGUGUAGCAUCGCUAUGUGCAAAAAGGCAUGCGUUGCCUCGAGUUUGA